Molecule: messenger RNA, 3452 nt
Organism: Gossypium raimondii (Peruvian cotton)
Lineage: Eukaryota; Viridiplantae; Streptophyta; Magnoliopsida; Malvales; Malvaceae
Exons: 5
Coding region: 36-3293 (1085 amino acids)
Source: RefSeq, a predicted model, not a curated record
CAGACAGUGUUGAAGGGUUACCUUGUUUACCAAACAUGGCUAAGAGAUCAGAUUUUGCUCAGAAGCUGUUAGAUGAUCUUCGGUUGCGAAAGGAGCGGAUGGCUGCCUCUCAAAACACAAAGGGUUCAAAUGCAAUGGUUGCAGAUGCAUAUGCUUACUCCAAGUCAACCUAUAAAUCAUCAAGGGAACCAAAGGCAGUCAAAGCUAGUGGUUUUAGAGCUGGAAGCACACAAAACAGGCCUAGCGGAGGCAAGAAAUCAGUCACCACUGGGCAGACAUCAAAUCAGAUUGUUCCUUUUGGUGGAGGCCAUAAGGCGGAACAAAUGGGAGAUCUGUCAAUGGCCCUGACUUUUGCACUCGAAAAUGGAGGAAAGAUAAGAACGGAGUCUUCCAGAAACAGUUCAAUAUUCAGUUUUCUACAAAACAUUGGUAGGAGACAGAUGGACUAUGGGAAGAUGGAAAGAGGAAACAGAGUAGUAAGUAGGCAUCAGCCUUCAAGUAGCCAACUCCCUACUCUGUCUCAUAUACACAUUGAAGAAAUAUCAAGGGGUGCACAAAAGUUAAAUCAGAUCCUCCGGGCCUGCUCUAAUGGUCUCAACUUUGACAGAUACUCGAUAGAAAUUGGACAGGAGCUGUUGAAAGGAGCAAUGGAUUUGCAAGAGUCUCUAAAGUUGCUUGUCGACAUGCAGGAAGCUUCGGAUUACUUGAUAACACCACAGAGAAAAAGUCGGUUAACAUUGCUAGAGGAGGAUGAAGAUGAUGAUGAGAACACCAUCACAAUAGCUGACCAGAAGCAAUUGAGUAGACCAAGAUUUUCUUUUGAUAGACCCUCAAGAAAGUAUAAUGACAUUCAAGAAGUUGCAAAGACAGAACUUAAGCUGAGGCUGGCAGCUCUUACCUACUCUACAGAUGUUCCUAAUUCCAAACAUGAGAAGAAAGGUUUAGGUGCCUCAAAUUUACGUUCUCACAAGCGAUCAGUUAGCUGUGGUACUGAUGUUAAAACUCUUAGUGUAUUCUCAGAACAAAAUCACUCAAGUUCAUCGCAGUCCAAACAAGAAAAGUCCAGAAUUCCAAAUGUAAUCGCAAGACUAAUGGGGAUUGAAGAACUUCCAGGAAAUGUAGAUUCAAAGGUCAGUACAAAAAAGGAGUCUGGAAAUCAAAAAUUAGAAGGGACAACUACAAAGAAACCUGCGAAGGGGAGUACCAAGAAGGCUGAACAAAGGGAAAAAGAUUCCACAACCUCAGUUCUCCCACCAGCAAAACAGAAGGCAACACUACCCAGCAAGAUUCCACUGGUUCAGGAUACAGUUACAUCACAAGCAGGAAAGACGUUGGCUACUAGAAAUGGUAGCACAAGGGUUGAUGUUCAUGACAAGUUACCACCUCGAAAGGACUUGGAAGAUGUAAAACCAGUGAUAAGCUUGAGAAAAGGCAUGAUUAACGUAGACAAACGACAAAGUGACUCUGCCCAACUAAAUCAUAAUUCUGGAAGUAGAAAAGAAAUUCAGGAGAGAAACCAUGAUAGCAUAAAGCACAGGGAGCAGAAGUACACUGAAAGAAGUGAAAUCAAGGAACCAGUUUUCAAGGAUGAGAUGCAACAGAUGAUACCAUAUAUGCAUAAAAGAUCAGAAUCUACACUUACAUUGCUAGAAAAGCCAGAGUACGGUGAAAGCAUGCUUCAUGGGGAAAAUAGUUCUGCUAACAAGCUUCGUUUAGGCAAUCAACAAAAGCUUCAAAAUAAUCAUGGAUUUCAACAGGUGCACAUGCUCCAGAAAUCUGAGCCUCAAGAGAAAAAGCGUCAACCGGAAGAAAGAGAACAACAAAAACAGAAAUUGCAGGAGAAGAAACAAAAGAGACCUGAAUCGGUAUCUAGCAAUAUCUCCAAACCAAUGUCUGGUGCAACCGAUUUGCAAAAGAAGCAGCUGCAACUGAACCAAGCAGCAACUAGUAGGAAAGGCUCCACCGAACAUACUGAUGCAACACAACUCAAUGGAUUGGUGAAUGGUAGGCACCAAGAAAAUCCAGCCGGUGAGAGGAGUUCAAGAAACUUAAAUUUCAAAAUUAAAGAUUCAUUAAGCAGAAACUCCAGUCAGCAUUCAACUCGAGGAGAUGUAGAAUCUGAAUCAGCAAAAGCUCGCAUCCCGUUUGCUGUGGAUGAGAAACCUGUUCAAGUUCAAACAACAAUAAAUGGGAGAAGAGCAAAAGGGCAUAAACUCGAGGUCCCUCGAAAUAUUGACGAAGCAAAGACCAAAAAGAGUGCAAAUGUUUAUAACAUGCCGAGGACAAUGAAGAAUCAAAGUUCCAAUUUGCAAGAGAGGAAACAGACAAGGCAGGAGAAACCUGCUAUCUCAAGAGAAGCAGAUCAUGAAGCCAGCAGGUUCGAAGAAGCAGAAACACAGAUCAUUAGACCCAACGUGUCAGUAGCAAGCCCAAAAUCAUCACGCGUAGCACAAGAACUGCAGACAGAAGCACAAAAAGAUUCAAUUUUGCAGAGUCGUUUAGAAGAUGAAUGCCAAGGUCAAAAUGAAGAACAAGUUUUAGCUACAAAACAUAGCUGUCAGAAUACAGUGCCAACAUUUACAAAAGAACAGCAAAAUCAAGAACCUGGUUUUGGCAGAGACGAUGAACAUGAGGUUAAAGAUAGUGUAUCUGAUCCACUUCAAGGAACUCGUGAAGAGAGCACAGAAAAUUCUUGCAUCCCACAGCCACAGAAACAAAGAACUUCUAUGGCAAAGAAGCCAGAGCCACUAACAGAAAGUGAAAAUCACCUCAAGCAGAUACUUCUGAAAAGCCAACUAUUUAUGAACACAGCAGAGGCGCUUUUCAAACUCAACAUUCCUAUCAGCAUUCUUCAUUCAAACAGCUACGACCAUCACAUCGACCAAGACAGCAAGCUCGUUUUAGACUGUGGCUACGAAGUAAUGAAAAGGAAAGGAAGAAGGCAGGAACUAAGUGUUCACCCAUUUCUAAAGGUACCCAUCACUUCAAACAAAGCAAAAUCCUUGGAUGAGUUGGUCAAACAAAUGUGCAAGGACUUUGAUAAGUUGAAGUUAUAUGGAAAGGACGGGAGAGAAGAUUCUCCCUUUGAAGACUACCAACCCAAAAUGCUUGAGGCUGAUGUCAACAACAAGGAACCAGAUCUGAAUUGUAUGUGGGACUUGGGUUGGAAUAACGCCAUGUUUGGGUUUCUUGAGAAAGAUGAUGUUAUCAAAGAUGUUGAGAAGUAUGUGCUUAAUGGACUCCUAGAUGAGAUUACCAGAGAACUUUUCACAAGCAUAACUGUCACAGUUUAAUUGUAAAACCAAAAAAAAAAAAAAAAAAAACAAAUUAAGCAUAAUUGCCUGGUUUUGAUGUUUCUGUUUGUAUCACUAAGAAAAAAUUUUCGAUAGCUAUUUCUUUCCCUGUAAAGUACCUAAAUCUGUGAUUCUUAUUUGCAUAUUUCCAGUUUCCAA